Molecule: messenger RNA, 2449 nt
Organism: Coccidioides immitis RS
Lineage: Eukaryota; Fungi; Ascomycota; Eurotiomycetes; Onygenales; Onygenaceae
Product: high osmolarity signaling protein SHO1
Exons: 4
Coding region: 705-1571 (288 amino acids)
Molecular function (GO): protein binding
Source: RefSeq, a predicted model, not a curated record
AUAAUCAAUCCAUCCCUUCCCAUCGCUCUGUCACUCGUUUCAUCGUUCGCUUUCUUUUCUCCCCACCAGACGCUUCUGCCCUCAGCUUCUCUCGAGCUGUCUCCCCUGUGUUGCCAUUCUUUCUCUCUUCCCAUUUUCUCUUGCUUUCCUUCUCUCCCUCCCUUCUUCAGCCUGGCGCUGCUUCGAACACCCGCGAAUUUUUCGAUCAAAUUUCCCGUUCCCCCGUUGAGGCCCACGUCACCACCUGUCAACGGCUUUGUCUCUUCAAAACUGACAGGCAAGCUCCGUCGGACGGUCGAGAGUUUCGCUUCUCAGCGCAUCUGCCACCCUUUCCAUGUCGCGACCUGUUAACCUUCUCGAGGCGUCAAUCCGUGAUUUCAGUUCAUUGAUAACAUCGUGACGGCACACCACCCGCAAGUCCCGUACAAUCAUCCAUACAGAAAAUUACCCCAAGACUCGAGCUCGUCGCCAGGGAAGACUCCUGGACGCAAACACCCAAAAUUCCCACCCGUCCCAUUUGGAUUCAAUAUCUUUUGGUGGUGGGGGAGGAAUCGCGUCGAGUUUGAAUUCUUUAUUUUUGUCUUAAAUAAAAUUGGAGCCACGACCAUCUCGCUGCGAUUGCUUUGAUGGUUACUCGACCACCAACCCACUCCUCGCCAUCCCUUCACAAGCCGCCUCCGUUCCACGAUCGGCGUCAAAGCACAAUGGCACGCAUCAACAUAGAUAACUUAGUUGGCGACCCUUUUGCAUUGGCAUCCAUCUCGAUAUCAUUGCUUGCAUGGCUAAUUACGUUCAUCUCCGCUAUCAUCUCCGACGUCCGCGGCUUUUUCCCAAAUAUCUACUGGUGGACCAUUGCUUAUCAACUGCUCUGCAUCCUCGGUAUCUCAUAUGUGAUGGCAACGGGCACGAGCCAUAUCUAUAGCACUGCGAUUGUCGGAUAUGUCGCCUCAGCCUUUGCUUUCACCACGUUCGCGGUCGACGUCAUGCUAAAAGAUAAGUCCGGAUCAAAGGAAGCUGCAGGAGCUGGGUUUAUCCUGCUAUCCAUCAUCAAUAUCAUUUGGAUCUUCUAUUUUGGCUCUACAGCUCAGCCACGUCCUCGUACCUACAUUGAUUCGUUCGCCAUGCAUAAAGAGCAGCCAUCAUAUCUCAAUCCGAGCCAGAUGUCCAACCACUACAACAAUCGCCCCGACACCACCCUUUCUAGCCAACCGCCGCAGAUGUAUACCUCUGCUCAAUUAAACGGAUUCGAAACGUCGUCGCCUAUACCAGGUUACGGGGGCGGACAAGCAGGUCAGUCCGGAGCAUCCGGUCUGGGCAAUUCCCAGGUGAACUUGGCAGCCAACGGUAGCGCAACCGGAGAUGCUUCCAACGAAGUUAGCCCGCCUACCGAAUACCCUUACCGUGCAAAGGCGAUCUACUCGUAUGAAGCGAACCCAGACGAUGCAAACGAAAUCAGUUUUACAAAACACGAGAUCCUUGAGGUAUCUGAUGUGAGUGGGCGGUGGUGGCAAGCGAAGAAAUCGACGGGAGAGACAGGCAUUGCCCCGUCGAACUACCUGAUCUUGCUAUAAGCGAAGAAAGGAAAAAGCAGGCAACACCACCGAACUCGAUGUGUGAGCAGUUAAUACCGUGCACACAUCCUCCCUAAUUGCUGAAAGAGGUGUUUUCUACACUUGAUACCCGUUGCCUCGUUCCCUUUUUUAUGCUCUUUUUCUGACCUUUUUUUGUUUCGCAUCAACAAUUUUUCUGGCGCAAUUGGGGGCUUGUGAUAAAUAUGUCAUGUCUGAUGGGCUCUUAUAACUGUUUGGUUCAUUCUUACGUUUUUCAAUUCUCCGCUUUGGCCCUCCUGUUAUUGGGAACUCCCGUACUCAGCUGCCCACCUGUUUUCAUGUUUUCUUUAUUAAUGUGUGAUUCAUAUUUGACCCGGAUCCCCCGGAGAAAAUUCUCGAACUUGUAUUCGUACACCUUACGAUCGGCAAAAUGCUGCUGAGAUUUGACUGGCGCUAAACUCAUGUGUCCCUGUAGCCAAUGUUCUAGACGGUCUCAUCAAAUUUGUCGAUAUCCUAUCUACCCUUCUUUUCCCGCAGAUGAGAAAGGAACGCAUGUGUGGAUUAUGUAUUUUCUGAAGAUUUUUGGUUCCUAUCAGUUUUCUUUUUUUGGUGGGCAUUCUUCACAUGCAUAAAUGGACAUGCACUCCUUUCCAUCUGUUUUAUCCAUUCGAGUGUGCAAUAUCUUCUCUCUUUCUUUUUCUUUUCUUUUCUCUUUUUCUGUGUGACAGGUGGUAUUUAGGCCGCCCGCCGAGAAUUUGUACAUAUUUACAUAUGUUUUCACCAAGAGAAAGAUAGGUAGGUUGGAAGGGAAUGGGACUAUGCGCAGUUUAUGUCUAUUUGCAGACAUUCUAUCUACAGCAUAAUCUUGCACUCAUGGGACUUCUGCAGCAAUAUGAAUG